UGGUUUCGUAUAUUUUUGACAUCCUAACUCGCACAAAGCCCUAUAUAUGCUCCCACCGAAGGCCUGGACUCUUGCCUUGCUCAGACAUCACUUCUCUUCUAUCGGCCGGUGUAGGCAUCUGUACGUCGACAUUGGUGGGCGUCGCUUGGUGCUGAGGUGCAGAAAUGGCUGGAAACAUUGUAUUCAACGAGAAUGAAGAAUUUGUGUACAGAAUUAGCACUGCUGAAGAGUGGUCAGAACUGCAAACAAGUGGAUGUACAUUCGGUCAACAAUUAGACAAAGAUUCUGGCUUUAUCCAUCUCAGUAAGCUCAAUCAGGUAAAGUGGGUCUUAGAAUCCUUCUACCUGAAUUUUACAAAGGAUCUUUUCCUGCUUCAGAUUGAUUGUAAAAAGCUUGGCGAUGGAUUGAUUUAUGAAGAUGUGGAUGGGUCCAACGUGUUUCCACAUUUCUAUGGCCCAUCUCGAAGUUUUGUUCCUCUCACUCUUGACAUGGUUGUGAAAUCCGAGGGACUAAUUUUGUCAAAUGGCAAAUUUGUUUGUAGCAUGUUGAAUUAGGAAUGGAAGCUACUUUUAAAUAUAAUGUUUUAUUAUAUAUUUUUAUAACGUGAACAAAAGUUAUUUUACCUACAUGUUCUAAUGUUUAGUCAAAAAUCUUGUUUAAGUCACGUGUGUUUGAUCUACAAUAUAGAUAUUUUUUUUCGUA
This is a messenger RNA of Lactuca sativa (garden lettuce), 702 nucleotides long. Its product is annotated as dihydroorotate dehydrogenase. NCBI's taxonomy places the organism in Eukaryota, Viridiplantae, Streptophyta, Magnoliopsida, Asterales, Asteraceae. The record is from RefSeq and is a predicted model, not a curated record.